AUGGCGGAGGGCAUGCAAAGUUCAGAGGCUAUCGUGUCAGAUGUCCACAAGAAAAUUAAAGCGGCUUUUGAAGCGUUUGACUACGAGUCUAACAACACAGUGGAUGUCGGGGAGAUUGGCACCAUCAUCUAUUCACUGGGUUGCUUCCCUACUCAAGCAGACCUACGUGACCUAAUAGCUGAGGUUCAAGACGACCAUGCAGGAUAUAUCCAUUUGGACAAGUUCCUCCCAGUCAUGACCAAAAUGCUGCUGGAGCACAAGUUCCCUCCCAUCCCUGAGGACGUUCUGCUUCAGGCCUUUGAGGUUUUGGACAAAGACAAGAAAGGGUACCUGGAGCCUGAGGAGCUAACAAAGUACAUGACACAGGAAGGUGAGCUCUUCACUCAAGAGGAGAUGGAUGAGAUGCUGACAGCACUCGCUGACAACGAGAAGAGCCUCAUCUAUUACAGAGACUUAAUCAGCCAGCUGACUAUCGACCCCGACGUGUAG
Messenger RNA from Plectropomus leopardus (leopard coralgrouper), 489 nucleotides. RefSeq names its product dynein regulatory complex subunit 8 (gene drc8). NCBI's taxonomy places the organism in Eukaryota, Metazoa, Chordata, Actinopteri, Perciformes, Serranidae. Gene Ontology annotation, molecular function: calcium ion binding. The record is from RefSeq and is a predicted model, not a curated record.